UAUAUCAAGGACCAGGUCAUAACAGAUGAACAAGCCUGUUGCUUUGUGUGCUCCCAUUUCAGGGUGAGCGCAGGCUGCCCCCGUGACAUCCGCCUCAGCACGUGUGACCUUGACGGGGAUCGAGUAAGAUGCCGAUAUGCACAGGAGACAGCUGGGGAGUGCCAUGGAAACUGCCCACAGCAUGACUUCCUUCAACUGGACGAGGAGUCUUGCACUCUGAGGUACAGAGGGGGGGCACCUGGGGGGCAGUACCAUGUGAAGCUGAUGGUGGAGGACUUCCCACUCCCCAUACCAGAUAUCCAAAUGGACCUGCAGCAAGCAUUGAGUUCAAGUCCAGUCUACCUAUCUAUUACAGUGGAGGCUGGAGUGUCUGACUGCCCAGCACUACCUGUAUUUGUUGAUAAAACCCCAGUGGACAACACACUGCUUCCUAUCCUGCCGUAUGAAGAGGUCAAAUUCAAUAUAACCACUUACUCGGAGACAGAAACUGUGUUAGAAAUGGCGGUGGCUGGUCCUCCAGGCCUGUAUGUAUCACAACUUAAAGACGAAGAGGAGUCGAAGAAAUCAGUUGCUCUGUCGUGGGUGAGGGACACCAAUCAGCUUAGUCGGUUGCUGUCCAUCUGUUUCACAAUGAAUACCAACAGCUUGCAGUCCGAGAUACGGUGUGUUUGGCUCAACCAAAAGCCAAUGCAUGUCCUGCCUGCUGGAACAGUGCUGAACUGUAACAACACCACCAUGUCGCUGGUGCUUCCCAUCUCCUCCAUGCCCGACCUGCCAUUGGACGAUCUCAAACUCAAUGAUCCCGCUUGCCCUGUGCUGCACAACACCACUCACGUGACUGCAGUCUUCUCGCUGCUGGGCUGUGGCACCAAGACAGUGCAUGCCGGCUCAGAUUUGGUGUACACAAACACACUGCAGAGCACCAGUGGCAUCUCCUCCCUCAUCACCCGACAGGCCAGGCUGGUCCUUCCUCUGGCUUGCCGCAUCCAGCCACAGCAGGCUACGGGACCGCGCUACAAGAUUGCCAUGCCCAAGGAGGAGACGGUGUUCGGGACCUUCGACUUCUGGGUGGAGUUCUAUCGGCCGGGCGAAGGCCCCCUGGGCAACAUGACCCGCAGCGCAAAGUUCAGGCGGAGCCUCAGACAGUUCAGGGGGAUGACGAGGGCCGGUCGCAUGGAGACACUGGACAUGUACGUGUUCUCCAACAGCUCGGCGGCACGUGCCCAGCUGAUGGUGGGGAAAUGCAUGGAGUCGGAGAAAGAGGAUUUCUCUAAUGCCUCUCCUCUCAUCGACAGUGGGUGUUCACGUAACAGCAGAGGCCUGAACAUGAUUGUGGAAACGCCCCUAAUUAAGGUGUACCGGAUGGACUUAUCUAAACUCCCUUCAGACGACAACAUGAUGUAUGUGGAGUGUUCAGUAAGCCUGUGUGUGACCACGCAGGCCUCUGAGAAGUGUCCGGGGCCUUGUGAUCCGCCCAAUCCAAACGCAAACCUGUUGGUGCCCAACUUCCUAUCCAGUAACUACACGGUGCGCUCUGGACCUAUCUCCCUCCUGGAGUCUCCAGAGCCAGUAGCAGCAACAGCUGCCACAGCAACAACAGUAACAACAACAACGACAACAACAACCACAGCAACCACGACCACCCCGACAACCCCUGCUACCACCACCCCUACCCUUACGACACAGGCCACUAAUAACACUGCCAUAAGCUCAGCCUCACACAGAAGAUGCAGCCUGGCUUUGAUACUGACUACAGCCCUCAUACACACACUACGCCUCCGCAUUCCGCACUGAGGAAACAAGAACCAUCGGGUCUUAUACCAGUCAUAAACAUCAUGGACAUAUUUGGAUGAAAAAUCUUCUCUGGCCAGACCAGAUCAAUAUUCAUUAAAAAGAGCUCAUUUGCAAUUUGUGGAAAUAAAUGACUAAAUUACACACUGGACUGACUAGAGCAGUUGUUCCCAACCUUUUUCUUUAGGGACCCCUUUUUAUUAACCAUUUACAAGCUUUGAUGACCCGAUUUUUGUC
Engraulis encrasicolus (European anchovy) is the source of this 2028-nucleotide messenger RNA. RefSeq lists its product as uncharacterized. Lineage: Eukaryota; Metazoa; Chordata; Actinopteri; Clupeiformes; Engraulidae. The record is from RefSeq and is a predicted model, not a curated record. The transcript is spliced from 11 exons. The annotation marks the transcript as partial. Gene Ontology annotation, cellular component: cell surface.